Molecule: messenger RNA, 640 nt
Organism: Haemorhous mexicanus (house finch)
Lineage: Eukaryota; Metazoa; Chordata; Aves; Passeriformes; Fringillidae
Gene: TOMM6
Product: translocase of outer mitochondrial membrane 6
Exons: 3
Coding region: 34-261 (75 amino acids)
Cellular component (GO): mitochondrial outer membrane translocase complex
Source: RefSeq, a predicted model, not a curated record
UGACGCCGCGGCGCGGGCGCGCGGGCGGCAGCAAUGGCGGCGGCGGCGGCGGCAGGAGCGGGAGCGGCGGGAGCAGCCGGGGCGGUGGCGGCCCCGCCGCGGGGCAUCCGCGCCUGGCUGCGGAGCGCCUUCCGCUUCGCCACCGACCGCAACGACUUCCGCAGGAACCUGCUGCUGAACCUGGGGCUCUUUGCCGCCGGGGUCUGGGUGGCCCGGAACCUGACCGACAUCGACCUGAUGGCCCCGCAGCCCGUCCCGUAGCUCCGGAAGGAGCUGGAGCUGCCGGGAGCAGAGCUCGCCCUCCCACCAGGACUGGAGCUGUGGAGCUGCUCUGACCCCCCUGGAGCUGCUGAGAUCCCACCUGGAGCUGCUCUGACCCCCCUGGAGCUGCUGAGAUCCCACCUGGAGCUGCUGAGAUCCCUUUGGAGCUGCUGAGAUCCCACCUGGAGCUGCUCAGAUCCCUUUGGAGUUGCUCUGGUCCCCCCUGUCCUGCCUGGAGCAGUGACAAGGACAAAAGGUUUAAUGGUGAGAGGAAGAAUUGGUUUCCUUUGGGAGUUGUUUCCUCGAGGAUGUUCAUGGAAUUUCCUCCUGUACCCCCCACCCCCAGAUGUUUAUUAAAUUUUAUGGAAUAACAACACAA